AUGGCAGCCCGCCCCUCCAACAUCGGUAUCAAGGCCAUUGAGCUGUACUUCCCAAGCCAGGCAACCCUUCAGUGUGUCGACCAGGCCGAACUCGAGAAGUUUGAUGGCGUCUCUCAGGGAAAGUACACAAUCGGCCUCGGCCAGACCAAGAUGUCCUUUUGCGACGAUCGUGAGGACAUGUACUCGCUCGCCCUGACAACCGUCUCCUCGCUGUUUCGCAAGUACAGCAUCGACCCCAAGAACAUUGGCCGCCUCGAGGUGGGCACCGAGACGCUGCUGGACAAGUCCAAGUCGGUCAAGUCGGUGCUCAUGCAGCUGUUUGAGGAGUCUGGCAACUACAAUGUCGAGGGGGUUGACACCGUAAAUGCCUGCUACGGCGGCACCAACGCCCUGUUUAACUCGGUCAACUGGAUCGAAUCCUCGGCAUGGGAUGGUCGUGACGCUGUGGUUGUCGCUGGUGACAUCGCCCUCUACAAGAAGGGCAACGCCCGCCCGACCGGUGGUGCUGGCUGCGUUGCCAUGCUCAUUGGCCCCAACGCACCCAUUGUCAUGAACGCUGGCCUCCGUGGCUCCUACAUCAGGCACGCCUACGACUUUUACAAGCCCGACUUCACGAGCGAGUACCCUAUCGUGGACGGUCACUUCUCCGUCCGCUGCUACACCGAGGCUGUUGAUGCAUGCUACAAGGCCUACAACGCACGGGAGGAGACUCUCAAGUCGCAACAAAAUGGCGCCAAUGGCCAUGCCCAAGGCCAGGAGACACCGCUUGACCGCUUCGACUACAUGGCUUUCCACGCACCAACCUGCAAGCUCGUGUCCAAGUCUUAUGCGCGCAUGCUCUACAACGAUUAUCUCACAAACCCAUCCAACCCAAUCUUCGCCGACGUGCCCGCCGAGCUGCGUGAUCUGGACUAUGCCACUUCCGUUACAGACAAGACGGUCGAAAAGACGUUCAUGGGGCUCGCGAAGAAGCGAUUCGCCUCCCGCGUCCAACCCAGUAUCCAGGUCCCGACCCAAUGCGGCAACAUGUACUGUGGCAGUGUCUACGGAAGCUUGUGCAGCUUAUUGGCCAACAUCAGCAGCCAGGACCUGCAGGGCAAGACUAUUGGUUUGUUCAGCUACGGAAGUGGACUCGCAUCCUCGCUGUUCUCCUUCAAGAUCACUGGCAGCACCGAGAACAUUGCCAAGCAGCUCGACAUUCAGAGCCGUCUGGAGAAGAGGCGGGUGGUUGGCCCAGAAGUGUACGACGAGAUGUGCAACCUUCGUGAGCAGGCUCACCUGAAGAAGGACUACACCCCCAAGGGUAGCGCCGAUACCCUUUUCCCGGGCACAUACUACCUCACCGGCAUCGACGGCAUGUUCCGCCGCACCUACGAAAUCAAGCAGUAG
This is a messenger RNA of Plenodomus lingam JN3, 1389 nucleotides long. The record is from RefSeq and is a predicted model, not a curated record. NCBI's taxonomy places the organism in Eukaryota, Fungi, Ascomycota, Dothideomycetes, Pleosporales, Leptosphaeriaceae.